UGUCGGGCGCGGCCUGAUGACGUGUCGGGCGCGCUGCCGCUGACGCGGGGAUGCUGCGGAGGGCGGUGUGCGCGCUGCUGGAGCCCGGGGCUCGCGGCCUCCUCCUCGGCUGGAGCAGGGCGGCGGCCCCCGGGCCUGGACGGCGACCGGGUGCGGGGUGGGAGCCGGCCGGCUGUCGCUAUGCUGCGGUGUCGAGGAGGACACCAGAAUUUCCCAGCCAGUUGGAUGAUCUGUCCCCAACUAUGUUGAAGAAAAACUACCAAGAUGUGGCGGUUGUGAGCAAGACUGAUGACGUGGUUCAAAGAUUGUUGUCACUGGAAAUGGCAAGUCAUAGAGAGAAGCUGCAGCUGAAAACCAGCCUUCUGGUGGAGAAGGUGCGGAGGAGUCCCAUUGACGUUGGUUCCACGGAAGUCCAAAUUGCCAUCCUAACAGCAAAAAUUCGGAAUUACCAAGAGCACCUGCAGCUCCACAGAAAGGAUAAGACCAACAAACGUUACAUGUUGCUGGCAAUCGACAGACGGAAGAAGCUGCUCAAGUACCUCCGGCGGACACGCUACGAGGUCUUCGAGAAUGUCUGCACACAGCUGGGUGUUCAAUAUACCUUUCCCCCUGAGUAUUACAGGAAGGCAACACAGCGAUGGGUUGCCAAGAAGGCUUUGUGCUUAAAGGUUUUCCAGGAAGUUAGGAAAAUCCGUGCUGCCGAACGACAGAGGCGCAAGGCAGCGGCUGCAGAGAGAGAACAGUCUGUCAGCAAGGAAGGGACGCCUGUGUGACCUCCGGUGCCUGCAACAUCUGCAUUGCGAUGGAAGGUGUUAAAACUUCAAUGUCCAAUUAAUAAAUAUUUAUCUUUUCAAAU
This is a messenger RNA of Amblyraja radiata (thorny skate), 856 nucleotides long. RefSeq names its product mitochondrial ribosomal protein S15 (gene mrps15). NCBI's taxonomy places the organism in Eukaryota, Metazoa, Chordata, Chondrichthyes, Rajiformes, Rajidae. The transcript has 8 exons. Gene Ontology annotation, molecular function: structural constituent of ribosome; RNA binding. Gene Ontology annotation, biological process: mitochondrial translation. The record is from RefSeq and is a predicted model, not a curated record. The coding region runs from base 51 to 773 and encodes 240 amino acids. Gene Ontology annotation, cellular component: ribosome; mitochondrial small ribosomal subunit.